Messenger RNA from Clarias gariepinus (North African catfish), 1790 nucleotides. RefSeq names its product RAR-related orphan receptor B (gene rorb). The record is from RefSeq and is a predicted model, not a curated record. NCBI's taxonomy places the organism in Eukaryota, Metazoa, Chordata, Actinopteri, Siluriformes, Clariidae. Gene Ontology annotation, biological process: regulation of transcription by RNA polymerase II. Gene Ontology annotation, cellular component: nucleus. Gene Ontology annotation, molecular function: nuclear receptor activity; RNA polymerase II cis-regulatory region sequence-specific DNA binding; zinc ion binding. The transcript is spliced from 10 exons. The coding region runs from base 132 to 1502 and encodes 456 amino acids.
CUCUCCGAGGAUCUUGAUUUUGUCCUUCUUGCUGUUGUUACUUGUGUCCUAAGUGUGAGUGUGUUUGUGUAUGAGUGCGUGCGUGUGUGUUUCUUCAUGCCUGCCGCGUCCGGGAGCGAGUCGCCACCACUAUGCGAGCCCAAAUUGAAGUUAUACCAUGCAAAAUCUGUGGAGACAAGUCCUCAGGGAUCCAUUAUGGGGUCAUCACAUGUGAAGGGUGUAAGGGUUUUUUCAGGAGAAGUCAACAGAACAACGCUUCUUACUCGUGCCCUCGGCAGCGCAACUGCCUGAUCGACAGAACCAACCGCAACCGCUGCCAGCACUGCCGCCUGCAAAAGUGUCUCGCUCUGGGCAUGUCACGCGACGCUGUAAAGUUCGGCCGAAUGUCAAAAAAGCAGCGUGACUCGCUAUAUGCCGAGGUCCAGAAGCACCAGCAGCGGCUGCAGGAACAGCGACAACAGCAGACAGGUGACGUUUACUCGUCCAGUCUGAGCACUCUCGGGCACGACCUGGGUGCUGCCUACACCAACGGACAUGUCAUUGACAUGGCCAAGACGCAUGCCAACGGUGCAGCCUCUACCUACUACAGCAUGGACUCGACCCAGCCGAGCCCAGACCAGUCCGGACUGGACAUGGCAGGCAUAAAGCCCAUCAAACAGGAGCCUGGCUAUGACCUGACACCUGUGCCCGACCUCUUCCCCUACAACUCGUACCAGGACAGUCAGCUAGCACCUGGAGUGUCCAUGGGGGAGCUUGACCGAAUUGCACAGAAUAUAAUAAAGUCGCAUUUGGAGACGUGCCAGUACACAGGUGAAGAGCUACAACAGCUGUCCUGGCAAACACACUCAUAUGAGGAGGUCAAGAUCUACCAAAGCAAGUCACGGGAGGCGCUGUGGCAACAGUGUGCAAUUCAGAUCACUCAUGCCAUUCAGUACGUGGUGGAGUUCGCCAAGCACAUCACCGGCUUCAUGGAACUUUGUCAGAACGACCAGAUACUGCUGCUCAAAUCAGGUUGUCUGGAGGUGGUGUUGGUAAGAAUGUGCAGAGCGUUUAACCCUCUCAACAACACGGUUCUGUUCGAGGGUAAAUACGGUGGCAUUCAGAUAUUCAAGGCACUUGGCUGUGAUGAUCUCGUCAGCGCCAUGUUCGACUUCGCCAAGAGUCUGUGCUCUCUGCAGCUAACGGAAGAGGAGAUCGCACUGUUCUCCGCAGCCGUUCUCAUCUCCACAGAUCGGCCUUGGCUAAUGGAACCGAGGAAAGUCCAGAAGCUUCAGGAGAAAAUCUAUUUGGCCCUCCAGCACAUUAUGCAGAAGAAUCACAUGGAUGAAGACGCACUGACUAAGCUGAUUGGUCGAAUCCCUACGCUAGCGGCCUUGUGCACCCUGCAUGCGGAGGAGCUUCAAGCUUUCCAGCAGUUACACCCUGAAACAGUUAACAUGCUUUUCCCUCCACUUUACAAGGAGCUUUUCAAUCCUGAUGCAGCCAGUGUCAUGUCUAAGUGAUAAAGGUUUAAAAAAUAAAUAAAUGAAGGGAAACGAGCACGAUGGGAGAAGUUCCAGGGGGCUGAGUCACUGAGGCAGAAGAGGCGGAGCCAAGUGGGUCACCUUGACAACGCGGCGAUGUUGGCGUACAGCAAUCUGAGGCAACGGAAAUAGUGGUAGAACUUCAGAAUGUCCAGCACUUCAACCAUUCGACUUCAGUUUCACCGAUCCAGUCAAAAGAAUGUAUAUACGCACCUGUUAGUGAGGAUCUGACCAGAAAUGUACAGACUUUAGAGCAAUCAUUUAAUA